Podarcis lilfordi (Lilford's wall lizard) is the source of this 309-nucleotide messenger RNA. NCBI's taxonomy places the organism in Eukaryota, Metazoa, Chordata, Lepidosauria, Squamata, Lacertidae. The record is from the annotation of a GenBank genome assembly.
AUGACAACCAUAGAGAGAGAGGUUACAGAGGAUGUUACUGAGAGGGUGGCAGUUCUUAAGGUCACGGCGAUGCAAGACUGGGCUUCCUAUGCAGAAGGGCAGCUCAGUGAUCAUCGUGAGGCAGCUCUACAAAGUAUAGUGGCACUGUUGGGGCCACAGAACGGGGAUACUGAGAGGACAGAGCCACAGGGCAUUCUGUGCAAGGUUCCCUGGAGCAGAGGGGCCCUUGUGUGUUGUCGUGCCCAAUGUGGUUCUCAGUUUUCCUUUGCGAUUAAGCCAGGCCUGCCUCUGACUCACAUUUGUGGAUGA